AUGAGUGCUAAAGUUGUGAUUCUCUUCCUCUGUUUUCUGAGGAUUGUGCUGUGUGAUCAACAGGCACAGGAACAACUCCAAACGGAUUCUUAUUUAAGUGCUCUGCAUGAAUCUCACACAACAGGAGCAGGUGUUCGAUCACCUCGAGAUGAUCUCAGCCCCGGAUAUGAACCAGUCAAACCAAUUUAUGGCCCACCAACUUCCUACGGACCCUCAGCUCCAGUUUAUGGUCCACCAAGUGCUUAUGGACCUCCCACGGGAUACUUCAGACAUGGUCCCCCUAAAUACUAUGCUGUUCAGCAUCAUCGAACACCGAGAGAUUGGCUUCUGGACAAACUCCACUUCAAGCUCGAUCUUGUGACGAUCGGCAAAAUUAUUCUGAAGCUGAUCAUCUUCAAGAAGAUCGUUAAGUUCAUUGCCAUUCUCUGCCUUUUGCUAUUCCUGCCUAAAUUGAACAUGAUGGGAUCUUCGUCAUCUUCCUCAGACCACGAUAAUAACCAUGAUCAUGAUCAUGACUAUGACACCAGGAUAAAUGAACUGACAUCCUUCGUCCUGACAUCCAUUGAUGCCUUUACCAAGAAAGAGGUGAAAUGUCCACAGAAUAGUGGGGAAAUGUUCUGCCGUCUCAACAGAAUGCUCUCCACAAUCGACACAAAGUAUCCGCUAAAGAGAAUUUUCAGAUACUACAAAUCAUCAGGUCAGUCAGUAGACACUGACAAACUUCCGCUCUCUAGCACACUCGAGAGUGCCACAGUGGACAGUGGGACAGAAAAUUAGUGAAUUAUGCACGUAGAAUAUUUUAUUGGAUCAUCGCACGACCAAAUCUCAUGACACACAACUUUGUACAAUUGCGUGCAAUUAGCAUUCUUAUCGUGAUUCCGGCCACAAUACUCAAAUUGACACUGAGCCUAUAGAAUGCCCAAUUCAUGGUAGAAAGUUUUUAUACACAUUCCACAAGUCUCUCACCUAUUUAUUUAUUUAUUUUAA
Messenger RNA from Phlebotomus papatasi, 987 nucleotides. RefSeq lists its product as uncharacterized. The coding region runs from base 1 to 777 and encodes 258 amino acids. The record is from RefSeq and is a predicted model, not a curated record. The transcript has 3 exons. NCBI's taxonomy places the organism in Eukaryota, Metazoa, Arthropoda, Insecta, Diptera, Psychodidae.